CUAGUCCACGAGAACAAGAGGCAGCUCACAGCCGCGGAGACAAGCGAAUCAAUUUAGGGGGGACGAGGAGAAAAGGAGAGACAGACAGCGAGGCUGGAGGAAGGAGAAGGAGAGAGAGAGAGAGAGAAAAAAAGCAGGACGAUCGCGGAGGAGAAGGAGGACGAGAGGAGAGGAGAGGAGAGAAGCCAUCGAGCAUCGCGCCGCGAACAUUGAGUGAGACGCACUAGCCUCAGCAGAGACAACACAUUCAGGAGCAGCCCCACCCCCACCUCCAGAAUUCGAUUCAUCCGCAAAAGAUUGUCAUGGGAUUCGAAAAAAACAAAUCAGGGUUCCCUGAAAUGACAUGUUGAAAGUUGUUUGUCAAAGAUUUGUCAAAGAAGCAUGAGCGAAGUAAAAUAAGAAUCUGUGAAUAAUAGAUAUUCUUUGAUUUAACAUCCCACCUUGUUCUGUGACAGUUUAAAGGAGGAAAUAACAGAACAAGAGGAUAGAAUAUGGACAUUAAGAUAAGCACUUAGAAUCCCUCGUUUAGAGGUGACUGAACAUUAUUGCAGUAGGGGUGGGUCAUGACUCAGUUGCCAUGCGUGUUGUCACGGUGACCAGCCCCUGUGCCCCUUCCCCCCUCCUCUGGUUGGUCCAGCUUUUGUUGUGGUUCCACAACCAUGGACCUCAACUUGCAGAGGCGGCGCCCCCCUGCCCCUCCCUGUGCACCUGCUCCAAUCAGGCGAGCCGUGUCAUCUGUACGAGGAAGAGUUUAGAUCAAGUCCCGGAGAGUAUUUCAGAGAACACAAGAUACCUCAAUCUACAAGAAAACACCAUUCAGGUGAUCAAGUCUGACACUUUUAAGCACCUGCGGCAUUUGGAAAUCCUCCAGCUCUCCAAGAACCACAUCCGACAGAUUGAGGUGGGAGCUUUCAAUGGCCUCCCAAACCUCAACACGCUGGAGCUUUUUGACAACCGGCUCACAGUUGUACCGUCACAAGCCUUUGAGUACCUCAGCAAGCUAAGGGAAUUAUGGCUACGAAACAACCCCAUCGAGACGCUGCCGGCAUUUGCCUUUCAUCGUGUUCCCUCUUUGCGCCGUCUCGAUCUCGGAGAACUCAGGAAGCUGGAUUUCAUCUCAGAGGCUGCCUUUGAAGGUUUAGUAAAUUUGCGCUUCUUGAAUCUUGGUAUGUGCGGCUUGAAGGACAUCCCUAACCUCACCCCACUAUUACGACUAGAGGAAUUGGAGCUGUCUGGGAACCAGCUGGGUAUAGUUCGGCCUGGAUCCUUCCAAGGCCUAGCAUCCCUUCGCAAGCUGUGGCUAAUGCACUCCAGAGUGUCAGUGAUCGAACGCAAUGCUUUUGAUGACCUCAAAAAUCUGGAGGAGCUCAACCUCUCCCACAAUUCCCUGCAUUCCCUGCCCCAUGACCUCUUCACCCCUUUGCACCAGCUGGAAAGGGUACAUCUCAACCACAACCCUUGGGUGUGCAACUGUGAUGUUCUUUGGCUCAGCUGGUGGCUGAAAGAAACAGUUCCCAGCAACACCACAUGCUGUGCUCGCUGCCAUGCGCCUCCAGGUCUAAAGGGCAAAUACAUUGGGGAACUAGACCAGAGCCACUUCACCUGCUAUGCCCCAGUGAUCGUUGAGCCACCCACUGACCUCAAUGUCACAGAGGGCAUGGCUGCCGAGCUGAAAUGUCGUACUGGAACAUCGAUGACCUCUGUGAACUGGUUCACUCCGAAUGGCACUCUGAUGACCCAUGGAUCGUACCGAGUCAGGAUCUCAGUGCUUCAUGACGGAACACUGAACUUCACCAACGUGACCGUGCAAGACACCGGGCAGUACACAUGCAUGGUAACCAACUCCGCUGGAAACACCACUGCAACCGCUGUGCUCAAUGUGUCUGUGUCAGAUCCCAGGGACAGCUACAGUUAUUUCACCACUGUCACUGUGGAAACAGUAGAGACAGUAAGAGGAGAGGAGGAAAAUUCGGCGAGACAGUAUAUUAAUGAGACCUUCAUAGAAUUCUCAAAUCCUACUGUUCAAAGAGGGAGACCUGGCGUCACUAUAACUCCCUCCCCUUCCUCUAUUUCCUCACUGUCCCCACGAGCUAACAGAGGUAUGGAAAACUCACCGACAAUGUCGAUAAUGGAUGUAACUAACAUUCCAGGCCUGGAUGAUGUAAUGAAAACAACUAAAAUCAUCAUAGGUUGCUUCGUGGCCAUCACUUUUAUGGCCGCCGUAAUGUUAGUGGUCUUCUAUAAACUCCGGAAGCAACACCAGCUACACAAGCACCACGGCCCCGCUAGAGCCAUCGAAAUUGUCAACGUGGAAGAUGAGAUUGGAGCUGGGGCAGGAAGUGGAAUCUCAGGUGGCUCAACGAUGAAUUCCGGCAUGGGUGGAGAAGGAACCCUGAGGAGACAUCAUCCAGAAAUAGUCAACCUUCCCAACAUUGGCCGUUCAGAUACUCUCAACCAUUAUUACAAGACCCAUCAUUUCAACAACAACGUGAUGGGUCUUAGUAUUGGCGGUGAAGGGAUCGGACCAGGAGGGAUCAUGAGUAGCAAGAUGAUGCAAGGCCACGAUAUCCCCAUCUCCUGUACCUCAGUCCCAAUCUCUUCAUCUAAUAUGCUCUCCUCAUCAGGCAAUGGCACCAAUCCCAAUUCUAUGUCCCCACCUCUGCCGAUGUCUCUCCCCAUGCCUACUAUGGGCUUACAUGGAUCAAUCAAGGGUUUCAUGGGCCAAAACCAGAAUCCUCAAAUGGAGCCUCUUCUCUUCAAAGGCAACUCAAAGGAAAAUGUCCAAGAGACUCAGAUCUAAAAAAAAAAAACAAGAGCAAGGAGUAUAGAGAGAGAGUGAGCAAGAGUCGAAGACAGAGAGGGGAUGGAUGUCGGGUUUAUGCACGGAAUGAUUAGACACUAAGAGUGCAAUCGACGUUACACCAGGAAAGAGGAUAGACUGACAAGGCAAUACACAAACACAUAGACUUAUUCGUGACAGUGUACAUGCCAAGGAUUUCCACAAUGAGCCUCUUGUGUUUGUAGUAACGAUCAUGGCCAUGGAGAUGAAGGAAUGGACAUUCUACAAUGUAAAUCUGUGCCAAAGCAAAUGUUUUUUGCAGUUUCUACAAGCUGUGUUCUCGUAGGGAAAAACUAGCCUUUCUGAGUAAUCAGUCCCGUAUUCGUUGUUGGCCAGCAGAGAUGAAAGACAUGCACAGCACUUACCACACUGAAGACCGGAGAUAUUACAGACAAAAAAAAAGUUUGAAGAGACAUUUUUCUUCACCACAAAACGCAAGCCACACUCUCUCUCAAGUGACUCAAUAGACUCCCUCAAGGUGAAAAUUAUGUAGGCAUAAAUAGAUGGACAAAAAGGUACAGUGCAGUACAAACUACUGUGAAAAAUCCACAAAUUAUAUAAAUAUAUUUUCAUUUAAAUAUGUAUCAUUGCAGACUCCGAUGCAGAGAUAUUUUGGGGUGGAUGUAUAAGCUGGUAUAGUUUGUUUCUUUGUGAAUAAUCAGGGGUGGCGAUAGUGACGGUUGGUUAUGAUACAUGUUUUAAGUUUGGCUACUUCUCAGAAACAUAAGGGCUCAAUUGCAACACUCAUUGUGAAUCUUUGAAUUGGCUUUGUGACAUAAAGUCCAUUUAGGUUGUAGAACGGUAAAUGCAGAUCUCUGUUUGACAAACUUUUGUCUGUUGCUUCAGUAAUAAUCAUUACAAACUUUUGUGUUCUAAGAGUGUAUUAUGUAUUUUGUAAAAGCCAGCUACUUGGUAUUUGAAUUUGACGAUUCUGAUACUUAAACGCCAGCAUCAAAUAAUGGUCAAAUUAUGUUCCACAAAACAUGGAAAGGUAACUCGAUGCAAAGAUCUGUAUGGGUAAAAUAAAAGUGUUGACAAUGUGUUAUUUAAAUCAGAUCAGUAGCCAGAUAUUUGCUUUUAGACAGGAAUUUGAUAUGACCUCCUUGCUCAUGGUUACCAUAAUCAUGCCAUAAAAUGCUGUCAUAGGGAUGAUCAGACAUCUAUCUAGAACAGCAUUGAAGAAGAAGGGAUUAAAACAUCCAUCUUUGGAUGAUUGGAAUGAAUGGAAAUGUACAGUAUAUUAAUAAUAAUAAUGUCUGGUUGUAUGACAAUUGUAAGAUCCACAUUUUUACAGUGUAACUUUCAUAUGUUAAAUGCCAUUUACGCUUCUUGCGUUUAAACUAUGUAUUUCUUUAUUUUUGUUAGUUUGAUAUACUGUGUACAGUUGUCUAGCCAUGUAUCAUUACGUGUGAAAUAAAUCAAUCAUAUAUUGGGUUGUGGCGGGUCAAUGUGGCGACCACAUGAGUAAAGAGUGAGACGUUAUGCAGCCCUCUGUACUAAACCUGGAUUGAAUGUAUGGUUUGUGGUUUAGCCAUUAGUCAGCCUGGUAAUGAUAGGUGCCACCUGCUCUACUAACAUGUCCAGACAGGCUUUUAGUCACUCUCCUGUAGUUGCUCUACAGACGCUACUGGUUUUGCUAAAUUAGUGUUUUUUGAACGAACUAGAUGAUGUUAUUCCUACUGAAGGUGCUUUUGUCUGAAGUUAGCCCUCGAUGUGCUUCUCC
Molecule: messenger RNA, 4562 nt
Organism: Pleuronectes platessa (European plaice)
Lineage: Eukaryota; Metazoa; Chordata; Actinopteri; Pleuronectiformes; Pleuronectidae
Gene: lrrc4bb
Product: leucine rich repeat containing 4Bb
Exons: 3
Coding region: 578-2800 (740 amino acids)
Cellular component (GO): plasma membrane
Molecular function (GO): protein binding
Source: RefSeq, a predicted model, not a curated record